Molecule: messenger RNA, 2037 nt
Organism: Cygnus atratus (black swan)
Lineage: Eukaryota; Metazoa; Chordata; Aves; Anseriformes; Anatidae
Gene: ABCG8
Product: ATP binding cassette subfamily G member 8
Exons: 13
Coding region: 1-2037 (678 amino acids)
Biological process (GO): cholesterol homeostasis
Cellular component (GO): plasma membrane
Molecular function (GO): ATP binding; ATP hydrolysis activity; ABC-type transporter activity
Source: RefSeq, a predicted model, not a curated record
AUGGAGGGACCCCCCGAGAACAUCCCGCUAGAAGGUGGUGGCUGGAGCCAGGCAGCACAGGAGACCAAGGCCCAGGACAGUAUCUUUUGCUCUGAAGAAGAUAACAGCCUGUAUUUCACAUACAGUGGAAAAUCAAAUGUUCUUGAGGUCAAAGAACUCAACUACCAGGUUAACACAGCAUCCCAGAUUCCCUGGUACGAGAAACUCACGCAGAUGCAAAUGCCAUGGACCUGGAACUCAGGUCCUAAUUCUCAUGUGUCAGUAAUCCAGAAUCUGAAUUUAAAAGUUCGAAGUGGUCAGAUGCUAGCUAUUAUAGGAAGCACUGGUGGUGGAAAGACAUCCUUGCUUGACGUGAUAACCUGCCGGGAUCACGGAGGCAAAAUCAAGUCUGGACAAAUCAUGAUCAAUAACAAACCCAGCACUCCCCAGCUUGUUAAGAAAUGCAUUGCACACGUGCGGCAGGAUGACCGACUGCUCCCCCACCUGACUGUCAGAGAAACGCUAUUGUUCGUUGCCAAACUGCGCCUUCCAAAGUUUUUCUCAGACUCACAAAAAGAAAAAAGGGUGGAAGAUGUUAUAGCAGAACUACGCUUGCGUCAGUGUGCAAACACGAGGGUAGGCAACGAAUACCUCCGUGGUGUUUCAGGAGGCGAGAGGCGGAGAGUGAGCAUCGGUGUGCAGCUGCUCUGGAACCCAGGAAUACUGAUACUUGAUGAACCCACAUCUGGACUGGACAGUUUUACUGCACACAACCUCGUAAUAACAUUAUCCAGACUGGCCAGAGGAAACAGAUUAGUUCUUCUUUCACUGCAUCAGCCCCGGUCAGAUAUCUUCCAACUCUUUGAUUUAGUUCUUCUGAUGUCUUCUGGAGUCACUGUCUAUUCUGGAACAGCCAAAGACAUGGUCCAGUAUUUCACAGAACUAGGCUAUCCCUGCCCGAGGUACAGCAAUCCUGCAGAUUUCUACGUUGAUUUGGCCAGCAUUGAUAAACAGACUGCAGAGAAGGAGAUAGAGAGCCGAAAAAGAGCAAACAUUCUUGCCAGCUUGUUCCUAGAAAAAAUCAAGAAUUUUGAUGAUUUCUUAUGGAAAAUUAAUGAAGACGACAAUGUUGUGAACACAGUCAGCCAAAAAAGCUCCCAUGUAAAAUCAGAAGAGGCUAUCCACAUGCCUUACCAUUCAAGUGAUCAGUUACCAGGCGUCUUAAGGCAGUUCACUGUAUUAUUAAGUCGUCAAGUCUCCAAUGACUUCAGAGAUCUUCCAACACUACUAGUCCAUGGAGUUGAGGCCCUCAUCAUGUCAUUAUUAAUUGGAUUUUUGUACUAUGGCCAUGGAGAAAGCAGACUCUCCAUUCGUGACACAACAGCACUGUUGUACAUGAUAGGUGCACUAAUCCCAUUCACAGUGAUUUUGGAUGUCAUUGCCAAAUGUCAUUCAGAAAGAGCUAUGCUUUAUCAUGACUUGGAAAAUGGAAUGUAUUCUGUUAGCCCAUACUUCUUUGCUAAGAUUUUGGGGGAACUCCCUGAGCAUUGCGCUUUUGUUCUAAUUUAUGGGGUUCCCAUCUAUUGGCUGGCAAACCUCAUGCCUGAACCAGAGCAUUUCCUGCUGAACUUCCUGUCAGUGUGGCUGGCUGUGUAUUGUGCCCGUGUGAUGGCACUUUGGGUGGCAGCACUGUUGCCAACCUUACAGCUCUCAGCUUUCUUUGGCAACGUCCUUUUCACAUCAUUCUACCUGAGUGGUGGUUUUGUGGUAAGCCUGGAAAACCUCUGGACAGUUCCGUUUUGGGUUUCUAAAGUGUCUUUUCUAAGAUGGAAUUUCCAAGGCAUGAUGCAAAUUCAGUUCACUGAAUCCAAAUAUGAAAUGACUGUUGGAAACGUUACUCUUCAAAUUCCAGGAAAACUUGUAGUUAAGUCUAUGGGCCUGGAUUCACAGCCUCUCUACGUAAGCUAUCUCAUCCUUGGUGGCAAUAUUAUUGGUUUCCUGCUUUUAUACUACUUAUCAUUAAGAUUCAUCAAGCAAAAAUCAAACCAAGACUGGUAA